Notolabrus celidotus (New Zealand spotty) is the source of this 2507-nucleotide messenger RNA. RefSeq names its product ATPase, H+ transporting, lysosomal, V1 subunit B, member a (gene atp6v1b2a). Bases 131 to 1642 code for a protein of 503 amino acids. The record is from RefSeq and is a predicted model, not a curated record. Lineage: Eukaryota; Metazoa; Chordata; Actinopteri; Labriformes; Labridae. Gene Ontology annotation, biological process: ATP metabolic process; proton transmembrane transport. Gene Ontology annotation, cellular component: proton-transporting V-type ATPase, V1 domain. Gene Ontology annotation, molecular function: ATP binding; proton-transporting ATPase activity, rotational mechanism. The transcript has 14 exons.
UCACAUCCGGGUUCUUCAGAGUCAUAUGACCAGCUCUCUGCUGCUGUCACUGAAUCUGUUCUUCAGUACGAGUUAGCAAAGCACAGCCACCAACCUUAGCUCUCUCAGGUUCCCUCUUCUUCAUCCGACCAUGGCAACACUUGUGGCGAACAGAGCGAUGGACAUCAACGGCUUGGCAGGAGCUGCGAGGACACACACCCAGGCUGUGACCCGAAAUUACAUCUCCCAGCCCCGGCUAACCUACUCCACCGUGUCGGGUGUAAAUGGACCUCUGGUGAUCCUGGAUAAUGUGAAGUUCCCCAGGUACGCUGAGAUUGUCCACCUGACCCUGCCGGAUGGCACCAAGAGGAGUGGACAGGUUCUAGAGGUGAUUGGAAGCAAGGCAGUUGUGCAGGUGUUCGAGGGAACAUCAGGUAUCGAUGCCAAGAAGACGGCCUGCGAGUUCACCGGUGAUAUUCUGCGUACUCCGGUGUCUGAGGACAUGCUGGGACGUGUGUUUAACGGCUCAGGCAAACCCAUCGAUCGUGGACCCAGUGUGCUGGCUGAGGACUACCUGGACAUCAUGGGUCAGCCCAUCAAUCCUCAGUGCCGUAUCUACCCUGAGGAGAUGAUCCAGACCGGUAUCUCAGCCAUCGAUGGGAUGAACAGUAUUGCCAGAGGACAGAAGAUCCCCAUUUUUUCUGCUGCUGGGCUGCCCCACAAUGAGAUUGCUGCCCAGAUCUGUCGCCAGGCCGGCUUGGUGCAGAAGUCCAAGGAUGUGAUGGACUACAGUGCUGAGAACUUUGCCAUUGUCUUCGCCGCCAUGGGAGUCAACAUGGAAACUGCUCGCUUCUUCAAGUCUGACUUUGAGGAGAACGGCUCCAUGGACAACGUCUGCCUCUUCCUGAACCUGGCCAACGACCCCACCAUCGAGCGUAUCAUCACCCCUCGCCUGGCGCUGACCUCAGCGGAGUACUUGGCCUACCAGUGUGAGAAGCACGUCCUGGUCAUCCUGACUGACAUGAGCUCUUACGCAGAGGCUCUGAGAGAGGUCUCUGCUGCCCGAGAGGAGGUGCCUGGCCGUCGAGGCUUCCCCGGUUACAUGUACACCGAUCUGGCCACCAUCUAUGAGCGUGCUGGCCGAGUGGAGGGAAGGAACGGCUCAAUCACCCAGAUCCCCAUCCUCACCAUGCCCAACGAUGACAUCACCCAUCCAAUCCCUGAUCUGACUGGGUACAUCACAGAGGGGCAGGUCUACGUGGACAGACAGCUGCACAACAGACAGAUUUACCCCCCUAUCAAUGUGUUGCCCUCACUGUCCCGUCUGAUGAAGUCCGCCAUCGGGGAAGGCAUGACCAGGAAGGACCAUGCUGAUGUUUCCAACCAGCUGUACGCCUGCUAUGCUAUCGGUAAGGACGUCCAGGCCAUGAAGGCUGUGGUGGGAGAGGAGGCCCUCACCUCUGAUGAUCUGCUCUACCUUGAGUUCCUCCAGAAGUUUGAGAAGAACUUUAUCGCUCAGGGCCCCUACGACAACAGGACGGUGUAUGAAACUCUGGACAUCGGCUGGCAGCUGCUGCGAAUCUUCCCCAAGGAGAUGCUGAAGAGGAUUCCUCAGAGCACCCUUGCCGAGUUCUACCCGAGGGAGUCCGGCGCCCGUCACUGAGGCCCGCUCUGGUUCUAACCCCUCUGCUCUCUCUACCCAUUAUCCUCCCCUCCCUUGUAUUCCUUUCUUUCAUCUCACCCCACAGCCCUCACCCAUCCUCUCAUGAAUCCUCCCUGAAUGAGAACAGGGCAAUAAUCUCCCCGUCUGUAGAUGUACUGUAGCGUAUCUGUGUCCUGAAGUUGUGUAUGGAAAGUGUCUGUGGUUGUAAUGUCUCCCCUUGAUUGCAAAAACGUGAACAUAUCUUUGAAAUUACAGAUGAGUCUUUAUUUAUUGGGGUGUGUUACUGCUGGAUUCUUCUUCUUCUGUUUUUUUAAUAAAUGUUGUGUGAUAUCCAUAUCCCUCUGAAAGAAGAGGCUCCCCUCUAGAGAGCGGUGCGGGGGAGAGGUGAAGAAUCAACUGAUGGCGUUCCUAGAGUUUGUUUUUCAGAAAUAUUGAUUCGGCCUGAUUGUCCUUUUCUAAAGUAAAACUUUUGAGUGAAUAUUUCCUGAAAAAUGAAAACUCCCAGACGGAGCAGACCGAACCUCUUGAUCUUACUUCACCCUCCACUCAUGAUAGGAAACUGCUGUAUUAUUUUCAUGCUUAAAUCUCUCUCAUCACCAUGACCCAUGUCCUGAGGACAGCCUCAGACUCAUUAGGGAAACACAGAGGUCUCCUCCCCUCUUUCUGCCCCUCUGGCUUCCUCUCUCUGGAGCGUGUACACUUGAUGUUUACAUGAUUUCUGUUUGCUGUUGGUUUUGUGUUGCAAAGGCGAGUGUAUAAGAGUAUAGAAAACAUUCCCAUCUGUCUGCAGAAACUAAUUCUUUAUUGUGUAACAAUAAUGGUUUUGUGAGUUUGUGUCCAUGAAUAAAUUAAAUUAUAUGCUGUA